Molecule: messenger RNA, 1383 nt
Organism: Drosophila hydei
Lineage: Eukaryota; Metazoa; Arthropoda; Insecta; Diptera; Drosophilidae
Product: putative N(4)-(beta-N-acetylglucosaminyl)-L-asparaginase GH22932
Exons: 1
Coding region: 118-1377 (419 amino acids)
Biological process (GO): protein deglycosylation
Cellular component (GO): lysosome
Molecular function (GO): N4-(beta-N-acetylglucosaminyl)-L-asparaginase activity
Source: RefSeq, a predicted model, not a curated record
GCUGGGGCGGUUCCUGCUCUUUAAAAGCAACGAACGAGCAACUGGACCUACACAUUCCGCUAACGACCAGCUAAGAAUUAUAAUUAAUUAGAAAAUAAGUAAGCACGCAUUGAGAAAAUGCUGAAAAUAUGUGUUUGGCUGCUUUACUGUACAGCGGUGAUUACGUUAGUGCAGUCCACGUCGGACUCCACCAACAAUUCAAGUAUAUCCCAGCCAGACAGCACCACCAGCAACACGGAUAACACCAACAUUACAUCGCCUUCAGUUCAAGGUGUUAGCACAAAGCCUUCUUAUGCUACUAUAGCAACUACUUCACCUAUAGAGCAAUCUAAUGAUACAAAUGGACCGAUUCAACUGCUGCCUAUGGUAAUUAAUACAUGGAAGUUUCCAGAGGCCAAUGCAUUGGCGUGGCGCAUACUCAGGCAGUCGGAGGGAGGGUUGCGACAGACGCGGAAUGCUGUCGUCGAAGGCUGCACCAAGUGCGAACAGAUGCAGUGUGACGGAACAGUGGGCUAUGGUGGGUCCCCGGAUGAGUUGGGCGAAACAACACUGGACGCCAUGGUCAUGGAUGGAGCGAGCAUGGAUAUGGGGGCUGUAGCUGGCUUGAUAGGCAUCAAGGAUGCCAUACGUGUGGCUAGAUAUGUGCUAGAGCGGACAACGCACUCGCUGUUGGUGGGACAAGCAGCUACGAACUUCGCCGUAGCCAUGGGUUUUCGCACUGAUUCGCUGGUUACGCCCGAGUCGCGAGCCAUGUGGCAGCAAUGGAAGGCCGAGAAUUGUCAACCGAAUUUCUGGCAGAGGGUCAAUCCGGAUCCGAAGAUCUCAUGUGGUCCUUACGCACCCAAGGCUACGCCAUUGAGUCGCUGGAAAGAGGAUCGUGCUCGCUCCGAGUACAAAAUUGGAAACCAGCAUCACGAUACCAUCGGUAUGGUGGCCAUCGAUGCUAAUAACCAAAUACACACAGGCACCUCGACCAAUGGGGCACGCAACAAAAUUCCCGGUCGAGUAGGCGACUCACCCAUUCCCGGCGCUGGCAGUUAUGCAGACAAUGAAGUUGGUGCAGCUGUAGCAACAGGAGAUGGGGAUAUUAUGAUGCGUUUUCUGCCCACAUUCACUGCAGUGGAGGCAAUGCGAUCUGGCAAGACGCCCAAAGAGGCAGCCGACGAGGCUGUGAAUCGAAUUAUAAAGCAUUAUAAGGACUUUGCGGGCGCAGUCAUUGCGGUAAAUCGCCUGGGACAAUACGCAGCCGCAUGCUAUGGCAUGCCCGAGUUUCCUUUUGUCAUCAGCAGCCCAGCUGAAGCAUUAGCAGUAAAAACAGUCAAGUGUAUGCCAGCUAUCACGGAUAUUGAUAUUCUGACGCUGAAAAAAACAUUGUAAAGCUAA